AUGGAUCUCUUUCUACAACCAAGAGGAAAGCCUGCAUCUUUAGGGCGAAAAAACCAGCUCCAUGGACCUCGACCUUCUCCUCUUAAGCUCCAGAAAGACUCCCACAAGAUCAUCAAGCCUCCCAUAAUCAUAUACACAGUCUCUCCCAAAGUCAUCCACACCAAUCCAAACGAAUUCAUGUCUCUCGUUCAACGUCUCACAGGCUUCUCAUCCACUGCUACCAAUACCAAAGCUUCUUCUUCUUCGUCUACAGACUCUCAAAUCAUCGCCUUGAAGCCAGAGAAUGAUGCAGAAGCUAUAGAAUUAUCAUCUCCUAACCUUUUCUCUCCUUCUGUCAUGGAUUUUAUGAACUCUAAUCUAUUUCAUCAUGAGCUGAGUCCUGUCUACCAUGAGAAUAAGAGCUUUAUGGAAUCUGCAUUCUUGGCUAGUCCUGGUAGCUUCUUUUGUUCUUUGUGA
This is a messenger RNA of Dendrobium catenatum, 456 nucleotides long. RefSeq names its product nuclear speckle RNA-binding protein B-like. Bases 1 to 456 code for a protein of 151 amino acids. The record is from RefSeq and is a predicted model, not a curated record. The transcript has a single exon. NCBI's taxonomy places the organism in Eukaryota, Viridiplantae, Streptophyta, Magnoliopsida, Asparagales, Orchidaceae. Gene Ontology annotation, cellular component: nucleus.